Messenger RNA from Ipomoea triloba (trilobed morning glory), 489 nucleotides. Its product is annotated as UDP-arabinopyranose mutase 3-like. Lineage: Eukaryota; Viridiplantae; Streptophyta; Magnoliopsida; Solanales; Convolvulaceae. Gene Ontology annotation, molecular function: UDP-arabinopyranose mutase activity. The transcript has 3 exons. The record is from RefSeq and is a predicted model, not a curated record. Gene Ontology annotation, biological process: plant-type cell wall biogenesis; UDP-L-arabinose metabolic process. The coding region runs from base 1 to 489 and encodes 162 amino acids. Gene Ontology annotation, cellular component: cytosol; Golgi apparatus.
AUGGAAGACGAAUGCGAAACGCCGGUUUCUUCUGCGCCAUUCGACGAAAACAAUGAAACAAACGAUAUGUUGUUUAUGUUAGUGAAUGCAGUGGCGGUCUGCCGCGGCGAUGUUGUUGAAUGUAGUGGCGGUUUACUUUCGAAAGUGAUUUGCGACCACUUGGGAUUGGGAGUGAAGACGGGCCUGCCCUACAUCUGGCACUUCAAAGCAAGCAAUCCGUUCGUGAACCUCAAGAAGGAAUACAAGGGCAUUUACUGGCAAGAGGAAUUGAUCCCGUUCUUCCAGUCUGUCGCUCUCCCAAAGGACUGCACCACUGUCCAGAAAUGCUACCUUGAACUCGCCAAACAAGUGGAGGCCAAGCUCGCGAAGGUGGACGACUACUUCAACAAGCUGACCGAUGCCAUGGUGACCUGGAUCGAAGCUUGGGAUGAACUGAACCAAAGUGGUACCCCCGCAGCAGCAAAAGUAGCCAAUGGCAACUCUAAGUAA